AUGACAGCUGAUAUUAUCGAGCGCGACUCGGUCAGCCGCCUAGACCGGUCGAAUUGCAUCCUGCCACCCUCGAGCCAUGAUUCAACGUCUACUGGAAGAGCUACUAUUAGCAUACACAUCGAUCACGUAGAGAAGAAAAGGAACCCAUCCAUUGUCGCUUCGGAAGCCUCAUUGGAGACGAUCUUGAAAGUUAGCUGGAUAUUGACCCUUCGCUGCUUCGUCGUAGCCGAUAUCAUAUGUUUCAAAUAUGAAGAGUCUUCGGACAUAAGUGAAAUCCACAAGCGGAAGUUUGGUACCAAGAAACCAGAGAGCAGAAAGGCUUCAGGUCGGUACUUUACACGAAUUAACCCUCACGAAUCCGUAUGUUUAUUUUCGAAGCGCCUCGACGCAAGCCGAUUAUCUUCUCACCCGACAAUUGAUCCUAUAAGCCAUGACAUUGGCGUUGCAGACUCGCAGUCUGUCCGCCACCACUGCAAUACGGGCCUUUAUGUACACCGGAUGAGGAUAGAAAACAAGAAAGGAGAAGGCAAAAAGGUCGAUGAUUUCGAUGACGUUAAACUCAUUAUUGAUUUUUCUGACUACGUCUGCUCACUGCGGUUGGACUAUCGCCCAUCUCAUACGAGUCAUGAUAUGGCAACAAGCAUCUUAAACACGUUUCAACACAUUUAUACUCAGGUCGCCAAUGCAUCAGAACACACAUUACUGCAAGACAUAAAUGAGUUCUCGCCUCUAGAUCAGACGAAAAUAAAGAAAUGGACGUGCAUGGAUCCCACACCGAGUGACAGCUGCCUGCAUACUCUUAUACUAAAGCAAUGUCGGCUGAGACCUGAGGAGAUGGCAGUCAGAUCCUGGGAUGGGGAUCUUACAUACCGUGAACUAGACGAUCUAUCACUACGACUAGCGCACCAUCUCACGGAACUUGGCGUUGGCCCUGAAACUUUUGUGUUGAGUUGUUUUGAGAAGUCGACUUGGGCCAUCGUCGCGCGAUUAGCCAUUCUGCGGGCAGGUGGAGCCUAUAUCUCGAUCUUCGCCAGUAAUCCGCCUGUUUACCUCGAAUCAGUGAUAACUCGUACCAAAACACGCGUCCUGGUCACAGAUUCUUGCUAUACCGACCGGUUUCGAGAUAUUGUCCCCGUUGUCGUUGGGAUGUCCCCUGAAUGGCUCAGGAGUCUGCCGGCGGGAUCUCGGGUGUGCGAAACAAUCCGACCAGACAAUGCGUGUUUGGUGCUUUUCACAUCUGGCAGUACCGGAACACCUAAGGGAAUAAUUCAAACCCAUCAAGCAUACGCUACCGCCAUCAAGAAUUACGCGCGCGAUCUCCAACUCGGCCCGCAUACGCGAUGCCUUCAAUUUGACGAUUAUGCAUUCGACAUCAGCAACUUGGAAUUCCUAGUUCCUCUGAUCCUCGGCGGUUGCUGCUGCGUUCCCGGACCUAUGAAAACCGUUCAGGACCUGUCCGGAGAGAUUAAUGCGUUGGACGCUGAUAUCCUUUUCCUAACGCCGACUGUAGCAAUCAAGCUAGAACCCAGCGAUGUUCCACGCCUCAAGACUAUGUGCGUAGGGGGAGAGCCUCUGCCCAAGGACCUCGUAAGUAAGUGGGAUAACAGCGCUACGAAACUGGUCAAUCAGUACGGUAUGGGGGAGGUGGCCAUUUGCUGUGCUCUCAAUAGGAGUAUCGAUCUUGUAGGAGGCGCUAAAGUGGGACGCCCCUCAACCGGUGCCAUCUGGGUUGUCAACUCGUUGUCUCCCGAGAAGUUAACGCCAAUAGGGGCGGUAGGCGAGAUCAUAAUAGAAGGACCACAUCUGUCUCACGGCUACCUUGACGAAACCGCGACAUGUCGGACGGAAGCUGGGUUCUUAAAGACGGUACCGCGGUGGAUGAUGGAGAUGCAUCCGGACAGGACCCACACUCGGAUGUACAGGUCCGGAGAUCUCGGCCGGCAAAAUCACGAUGGCACAAUCACAUACCUCGGUCGCAAAGACACAAUUCUUAAAUUGGAUGGAUGUCGCAUCGACGCGCUAGAGGUGGAGCACCAGGCUCACAAGUGCCUUUCAGAUAAGGACACUGUCGUGGUCGAUCUUCUCGGCAUCAUCAACGGCCAAGACGAACCCAGCCUAACAGCCUUCAUCUGCCUGGACGAGCACCCCAUCAGCUCACCUCCCGUGACAAACGGCGUACCUCUUUUAAAGGAUGCUCUCGUGGACCCUCAUGCCAGCGCGAAGAUAAAAGAGAUGCAAGCUUCAAUUGCCCUGUCGCUCCCGCGGUACAUGAUCCCUACAACUUUCGUCCUCAUGUCGUGGAUACCGCGGACAGCGUCUAAGAAGAUCGAUCGCAAGAAGAUCCAUAUGCUGGGGCAGACGUUCUACUUUGCUAGGUUGGAGCAGCUGCCAAAGGAUGUGUCGUAUGCGCAGAAGAUCUAA
Daldinia caldariorum is the source of this 2421-nucleotide messenger RNA. RefSeq names its product acetyl-CoA synthetase-like protein. Gene Ontology annotation, biological process: secondary metabolite biosynthetic process; amino acid activation for nonribosomal peptide biosynthetic process. Gene Ontology annotation, cellular component: cytoplasm. The record is from RefSeq and is a predicted model, not a curated record. Gene Ontology annotation, molecular function: phosphopantetheine binding. The transcript has 2 exons. Bases 1 to 2421 code for a protein of 806 amino acids. Lineage: Eukaryota; Fungi; Ascomycota; Sordariomycetes; Xylariales; Hypoxylaceae.